Messenger RNA from Ostrinia nubilalis (European corn borer), 2721 nucleotides. RefSeq lists its product as uncharacterized. Bases 629 to 2380 code for a protein of 583 amino acids. NCBI's taxonomy places the organism in Eukaryota, Metazoa, Arthropoda, Insecta, Lepidoptera, Crambidae. The transcript is spliced from 2 exons. The record is from RefSeq and is a predicted model, not a curated record.
UUAUGUCCUCCAACAUGCCAUCACGCAUUAUCCAAGUACCUAAAUAAGCAUUAAGAUAACGAAAUAAGCAUAUUAAGCAUUUAUCAUUGAUAUCAUAUUACAAUAACAACCUAAACUGCUGAUGCUGAGUCGGGAUAAUUGAAAUCAACAUCCUGCAGUUCCCGGUAGACGCCUCACGCCACCGGACCGAUAAUCAGCCCUAUAUAAGGAGCCCGUGAUGAUGGUAUUCAUACAUUAGAUUCUAGGCUUCCAACUUCGAAGCACAUUAGAUUUUAGGCUUCCCACUUCGAAGCACCUUAGGUUAGUUAGGCUAGUACCGUUCAAUCGCUGAACACUUAGUUGUAAUUUUGUACUUUAUAACUUCAUUAAAAAUCAUUGAAAGUUUAAAGUUGUAGUUUUUUUAUAAAGUCUGCUCGCCGCACAAACUUGACUGGCGCAGCCGGCAGGAUCUCGCGUCGCGAUAAUCAAAGUAUAACGAUUAUAUCGGUCUUGAGCAAUCGCGGUUAGGCUAUCAAGUCUACAACGGCGGGAUCCACGAACCAAACAAAUAAGUCAAGCGGCACCAGCACCAGCAGCAGCACCAGCAGCAGCAGCAGCACCAGCAGCAGCAGCGGCACACCGAGAAGAUAUGGGGGUGAGCGGCAAGUGCCUCAUCCUGAUGAUGAUCCUGACAAUCCGCGCCCGGGCCCUUCAACUCGACAAAAUUGAAAAGAAUCCGGGAUUGCUACCAGUGAAGGAAGGUCAAGCAUUGAUUAGUGAAGAAAACUGGACGGUGAUAAAAACCUUAAAUCUGACCAACAUCCAAAGGGAUUUAGAUCAUAACGUAGACAAAUAUAGGGAAUUUAAAGCUCACAUAAGUAACACGGUUAAAAUAGGAAAUGCAUUUGAAUAUAACAACAUUAAAAUGCAAACUGAUAAUAUAAUGCUCAUUACUGUAGAAAAGUUUAAGCAAGUAGUACCUGUAAGUCGUAAAAAGCGCGGUCUAAUAAAUCCAUUGGGAUCUUUCAUUAAAGCUAUCACAGGUAAUCUCGAUAACGAUGACGCUGAGAGAUACGAUACCAUGAUUAAAGAAUUAAAAACUAAUCAAGACGCUAUUGCAAAUAAAGUAACGAUCUUAUCCGAAAUGGCGGGUAUUAUAGCCAAUAAUACCAAUGCAACUCGACACAAUUUCGCCCAAAUCAAUAAAGAGCUAUUAAUAAUUACAAGACAGAUAAAUCAAAGUAACGUAGAAAAAUUAGAAAACAAGAUCAUUCAAGUAUUUCAUUUAUUUAUUCAUAACUUUCAAACGAUCUUUAUACAUUUGGACGAUAUUGAAACCGCUAUAGCUUUUAGUAGACUUAAGGUGUUACAUCAAUCAAUAAUCGAUAAUAAGGAAUUGUUAAAUGUAUUAAAACAGAUCGAAAUAACUAAUAAGUUAGUAUUCCCAGCUAAAUUAGCGAAUUUAGUUAAAAUUGAACAGACCAUAGAGUUAAAAGCAUAUUUUAAAGAAAGACAGAUAACGUUUAUUAUGAGCAUUCCCUUGGUUACACCCGACAUAUAUAAUUACUAUAGAGUAAUUCCUUUACCCAUCCUUAAUAAAAAUAAUAUCACCACCAUCCUUGCACCUAAAUCCCCUUUUAUCCUGGUACAAGAGGCGAAAACUUGGUCGCUCCCCUCACCAUGCCAGGAGAUCGACGAAAACCUUCAUCUAUGCAGAAAUGUGGAUACUACUACACAAGAACAGGACUUAUGCACUUCAAGCUUAAUGAAAUCGGAAACUAACACUUCCAUGUGCAAACCCAUAGCCGUGGAAAUCAAUAACUUGUACAUCAGAUCUUUUUAUGAAAACUGGUGGAUUGUGUAUUCCAGAAAUCCGGUAACCCUGAAGGAAACCUGCAAGGGGGAAAUCACGAGAAAACAACUUCGUGGCACUUACCUGGUUGGAAUGGACGGAGUAUGCGAUCUCCAAAUACAAAAGGUAACUCUCAGACGACGCCACUCUGGAGCGAGAGGCUUCAAAUACCAUAAAACAGCAAAGAUAAACUUACCUGAAGUAGCACAAGGCCCUGUUAACGCAGAUGAAGUAAAACCUGUAAACCUGGACGACAUCAACUUGGACAACUUGCAGCUUUUGGCGUACGCGCUGAAAUCUCCCGAAAAACAAGUGUUAAGUGAUGCAGUGAUAAACAUAAAAAGUGUUAGUGUUGGCACGGUAAUUUUAUAUGUUAUAAUUGUGUUAGUUAUAAGUAUAGUUAUAUUUUAUAAGAUAAAGAAAAUGUACCCAAAUUUAUGUAAUCGAAACCCUCCGAUUCCAAUUAAGCAAUCGGAUGAUUUCGAACUUAAGGAGGGAGGAGUUAUGUCCUCCAACAUGCCAUCACGCAUUAUCCAAGUACCUAAAUAAGCAUUAAGAUAACGAAAUAAGCAUAUUAAGCAUUUAUCAUUGAUAUCAUAUUACAAUAACAACCUAAACUGCUGAUGCUGAGUCGGGAUAAUUGAAAUCAACAUCCUGCAGUUCCCGGUAGACGCCUCACGCCACCGGACCGAUAAUCAGCCCUAUAUAAGGAGCCCGUGAUGAUGGUAUUCAUACAUUAGAUUCUAGGCUUCCAACUUCGAAGCACAUUAGAUUUUAGGCUUCCCACUUCGAAGCACCUUAGGUUAGUUAGGCUAGUACCGUUCAAUCGCUGAACACUUAGUUGUAAUUUUGUACUUUAUAACUUCAUUAAAAAUCAUUGAAAGUUUAAA